UAGCUGCAGGAGGCUGGAUGUACUGAGUGACUGCUGCGGGAGACGGACUGUGCACAGAGCCUGUUCCUGCAGCCGGACAGGCAAUGCAAGGAGACGAAAACACUAGAAAAAAGGGAUUACAUGAUAUGAAUGACAUUUCGCCCAGCACAUAAACUCGAUCUGCUUUCCCCCCCGCUACAUACAAGAUUGGGACUGACUUCUGUCGGUUUUCUGGACAGAGACUUAUACUGCUGCUGCCCAGCACCUCUGGGUUUUAUCCCCUGCCCUCAAGAUGCAUAUGAAUAGCUUAAUAAAUCAAUGGACGGACAUCUCCAGGAUGUGUGAUGUGGAUGUUUCCUCGGAACCCAGCAGUCCGACCCUGUAUGGUGAGUCUUCAGACCAGUACUACCAUGUGGACCGCUGGCAGAAACUACGCACUGCUGUUCGCAAACUGGAAUUCUGGGAAAACUUCAGCGCAGAGCUUAUCGGCAGUGGCUUCUUCUCCAAAGUCUACAAGGUGAUGCACAGUACUACUCGGAAGGUGAUGGUGGUGAAGAUCUAUAAGAAUGAUGUGGAUCAGGACAGCAUCGUACGAGAGAUCAGCCUGCUGCAGAAACUUUCUCAUCCCAACAUUGUCAGAUAUCUGGGAAUAUGUGUGAAGGAAGACAAACUCUACCCCAUCUUAGAGUAUGUGAAUGGAGGCUGUCUGGAGGAACUUCUGGCCAGAAAAGACAUUCCCCUCUGCUGGAGAGAGAAGGUGGAUCUGGCCUGUGAUAUUACCAGAGGCAUGAUUUACCUGCACUACAAGAACAUCUACCACAGAGACCUCAACUCCAAGAACUGUUUGAUCCGGGUCACAUCUCGGGGUCGGGAGGCUCUGGUGACAGACUUCGGUCUUGCCAGGGAGGUAGUGGAGCCACCAGUCCAAGACCCUGGCAGGAAGCUCUCCCUGGUGGGCUCUGCCUUCUGGAUGGCCCCCGAGAUGCUCCGAGGAGACCCUUACGACCGCAAGGUGGAUGUUUUCUCCUUUGGGAUCGUACUUUGUGAAAUCCUGGCCAGGAUCCCUGCUGACCCGGAGAUUCUACCCAGAACACAGGACUAUGGGCUGGAUGUGAAUGCGUUCAGGGAGCUGGUGGUUGGUUGUCCUCAGCGUGUUUUGGAGUUGGCAGCCAGCUGCUGUCUGGUGGAGGCCUUCAGACGACCAGCAUUCUCCGAGUUGCUGGAUGAGUUAGGGGAGGUAGCUGAAACCCUGGAGCUGCCACCAAAGUCUGAUCAGACCACUUAGCCGAGCAGCUUGAGCUGACACCCCAUCUUGCCUGAACCAGUGCAGGACCAUCCAGUCAAUGGCUGCUGCUUCGGCCAUGUGUGGCAUUAAUCUCCUCCAUUGCACAAUGGAUGAAGGUGAUUGAACUGGGAUGUGCUAGAUUGUUGCACUGAUGAACCAACUAGAUGGACUUAAAUUCUUUUUGGAGAGCAGUGGAAACGCUCCUCAAUGUGUAUAGACACUUGACCUGUUCACAUGCAUUUGUGUACAGAUGUAUAACUUUGGUAGUUUUACUUACAGAGGUGAAUUUGUUUCACUGUGUUUUGUUUGGGGUUUUUCUCUUGGCUGCAUGUCUUAUUUUACUAAAGUGUCUUAGUCUCUGUUCCUUCUCCUGUGGUUUUGUUUUGCAAAUGAUGACACAGAUUAUCGAAUCUGUUAAUGUCUUUCGUGGCUCUCUUAUCAGCUUUCGUUUUCCUUUCAAUUUACUUAGGCCAGAGCUCUCUAUUAAUGCCUCUCCGAAAGGAAAUUGCUUCUGUUGGUCAGCUGAGCAGGGGCUUUUUACAGGGACUUCAGUUUCCCGUACUGUACAUCAUAAAAAAAAAAAAAAAAAAAAAAAAAAG
Messenger RNA from Myripristis murdjan (pinecone soldierfish), 1863 nucleotides. Its product is annotated as dual specificity testis-specific protein kinase 1. Gene Ontology annotation, molecular function: protein serine/threonine kinase activity; ATP binding. The transcript is spliced from 10 exons. Bases 272 to 1264 code for a protein of 330 amino acids. Gene Ontology annotation, cellular component: nucleus; cytoplasm. NCBI's taxonomy places the organism in Eukaryota, Metazoa, Chordata, Actinopteri, Holocentriformes, Holocentridae. The record is from RefSeq and is a predicted model, not a curated record. Gene Ontology annotation, biological process: protein phosphorylation; actin cytoskeleton organization.